Eufriesea mexicana is the source of this 980-nucleotide messenger RNA. Its product is annotated as NIF3-like protein 1. The record is from RefSeq and is a predicted model, not a curated record. The transcript has 5 exons. Gene Ontology annotation, cellular component: mitochondrion; cytoplasm. The coding region runs from base 69 to 980 and encodes 303 amino acids. Lineage: Eukaryota; Metazoa; Arthropoda; Insecta; Hymenoptera; Apidae.
AAACAAACUUUAAGUGGUCAUAGGGGAAGGGUGUGGAAUGUUUGCUGGCAUCCAAAGGAUUGUCAUAAAUGUUUAGGCAUUUUACUGGAUUGAUACGAAGCCAUAAAAUCUUAAUUUCCAAUAUUAUAGUUAAACAUAACAAUACAUUUUGUACAAUGAGUGACAUAAAACCCAAUACUACUGGAAUUCCUUUAAGUCAAGUUGUAGAUACACUGCAAGACUUUGCUGCUCUGUCACUUGCAGAUUCCUGGGAUAAUGUAGGAUUACUUGUUGAACCUACAGAAAAAAAAUUGAUUUCACAUAUUUUGUUAACAAAUGAUUUAACUGAAAAUGUGAUGCAAGAAGCUUUAGACUUAAAAACAGAUAUGAUCAUUACCUAUCAUCCCUUAAUAUUUGCACCUGUGAAAUCUAUAACAACUCGUUCUUGGAAGGAGAAAAUCGUUGCAAAAUGUUUAGAAAAUAAAAUAGCUGUAUAUUCUCCACAUACUACAUUCGAUUCUGUAAAAGGCGGUGUAAAUGAUUGGUUGGUGUCAUCAUUUCAAGAUGUACUCAAAAGUAGUAUACCUAUACGAGCAAAUGAGAGUAAUAGUGAUUAUGGCUUUGGACGAAUAUGUACCUUAAAAAAUAAAAUUUCUAUCGAAGAAGCUGUGCAACGCGUGAAAGAACAUACUAAUUUAAAACAUGUUAGAUUAGCUCGUGCUUAUCAAACAGAUGGAUUUAUUGAAACUGUUGCACUUUGUGCUGGAUCUGGGGCAAGUGUUUUGAAAGAUGUAUCCGCCGAUUUAUAUCUUACAGGAGAAAUGUUACAUCAUGAAGUUCUUGAUGCAAUACAUCAUGGAACUAACGUGAUUUUAACAAAUCAUUCUGAUUCUGAACGUGGCUUCUUAAAAAUAUUUUCGUUUAUGUUAACCAAUAUGUUAAACGAAGCUGUAUUAGUGCAUGUAUCCAAAUGCGAUACUGAUCCAUUAAAAACUGUAUAA